UUAGCACGCACGGCCAGCGCACGUAUAUCGAACUCGCUUAAUUAUCGAGAAGAUCGGGCAUAUUUUGGCGAUGUAUGUAUAUCUGAUCACUACCUAGUUAAUGUUAUCAAACUUACUGAUGUGUAUAAUCGCAGCGAGUGCGCAGUGCAGUGCCGGCACCGGACGAGUUGCGACAGGAUGAUCCCGAUAGAACAAUUGGCGCUAAUUGUCGAUCAACAUCUUGGUCUGAUUACCUGUAAUGAUGACCUACAACAUAAAACGAAAUGGAAAAUCUUCGAAUCUCCCGUGGGUGGCAGAGGCCUCGUCGCUACUGAGGACAUAAAAACCGGCGAAGUAUUAUUUGUUGAUCAUCCAAUUAUAUAUGGUCCACGCUCCGGAACAAAUAUACAACGUGGGUGUACUGUUUGUAAGAAAAUUGAUAGUAAUACUUUUCACAAAUGUUCUAAGUGUGCAUUGUUAUUGUGUUCAGAGCAGUGUCAAAACAGCGGUGUCCAUUUAAGUGACUGUAGUGUAAUUUCCUGUUGGUCUAACAAAGUGCCUAUUGAGGACGUCGAUGACACACUAUUAUCACGCGCACUAACAUCUAUACGAGCCUUGUUAUUGGAUGAAGACCAAAAGAAUCUUCUUACUUCCCUCCAAGCACAUUUUCACCCACAACAUGGAAGUGAAAUAAGGAAUUUAAAAGAUUACUUUGAUAUAUUACCGCAAGAAGAAGAAUUUCUGUUUUUAGUUACGUGUAUACUUGAUGCAAAUGCAUUUCAAAUGGCAACACCGUAUGGACAAAAAGAAAUGAAUUUGCGUGGAUUAUAUCCCGUAUCCUCUCUAAUGAAUCAUAAUUGCGUAUCAAAUACCAGUUAUACAUUUAACGCGGAUUCACAAAUGACAGUAAAAGCUGUAAAACCUAUACGAGCCGGCACAGAAAUAUUUACCUGCUAUUCUGGAAUGUUAUGGGGCACACCUGCUCGGCGACUUCAUCUAUAUAAAACAAAACAUUUCUUCUGCAAUUGUGAACGUUGUGCCGAUCCAACCGAAAGGGGAACUCUCUUGGCAGCCCUCAAAUGUUUCUCUACGGAAUGUUCGGGUUCACUGUUGCCUAUAGAACCAUUAAAAUUUAACACAGCUUGGAGAUGCUUAGACUGCGGCUUGAGAGUCCCACAUGGAAACAUAACAACCAUACAAGGUGCUUUAGGAAGUCUUAUGGGUUCCUUAGACUUUGAAAAUAUUUAUGAAUUAGAAAAAUUUUUCUUGAAUAGAAUCACGAGAUAUAUUCCAAAAAGCAAUCAAAUCGUCGUAGAUUUACAGUGUCGGCUGAUAUGGGAGUAUGGAGAAAUUGAGGGGCUCCGAUGGGAUGAGCUAUCGGAAUCUCGCUUGGAACUGAAAGAGAGCCUGUGCCGCGGCACGCUGCGUACGGUGGCGGCGCUGGGCGCGGGCGACGCGCACCUGCGUGGCCUGCUGCUUUACCACCUGCACGCCGCGCUAGCAGAACGCGCCCGCCGCUCGCCAGACCAGUAUGAGGAACUGAAGUCGGAAAUUGAAAUAACCAUAGAGCAAGCUUAUAAUAUUCUUCAAGGCGACAUAUCUGCACCACCAGAUCUUGAACUGAGAAGACGAUACCUCGGGCCAGGCUGCGAUAAGCCCCAAGAAGAAAGAUUUUUUAUUCUUGAUUCACCAGACAAAGUCACUAAUACAUUAUAAUAUCGUCAUUAUAUAACAUAUGUCUAAAGUCAAUGAACUAAAUUAGAAAAUUCAUUUAGUUGCCAAAUAAGUUAUUUAUUUACACUCCUCGCAACAGUAGUACCACUUAUUUAUUUUAUUAUUAAAUAAAAUCCCUGAUGUAGAAAAUUGGUACAGUGAAGAAUGAGUACUGUUUAGCGUUGACAAACAUAGGAUUAGCGAUGCUCUUCGUCUUUAUGGUAUGUUUUCUAUUAGUUAAAAUAAGACAGAUAUAGUUUUGAUAAGAAUCGAGAGUACCAAAUUGUUAAAAAAGCCAGAGACGAAAACAAGUCUACAGUAGGUUUAAUUUCUAUAUUAUACAUAGAUGUCUAAUUCUGACAAAAAAAAGGGUUUACGUGAAACGUUUUAGGUAACGCUAAAAUAUUGUGGAAAUUAAACCACCAUAUUUUAUUCGUUGUCUCUUUACUUCAAUGUACUUACUAUCAGUUUUUGAACAGCAUUAUGUAAUUACAAAAUUUAAAUAUUGUAAAAAAUAACCACAAAAUAAAAGCUCAUGCUAUAUAUAUAGCCUUAUUAGCAUGUAAACAUGUGUGAGUAAGGAUCGGUGGAUGUAGAACAGGCUAUACUUUUUUAGGCUACGAUAACUACAUUAAGAAAAUAUAUUGUGUUUUGAUUAUUGUUUUGGACCUGCAAUAAGCAAAUAUUACAAUUAUUGUCAUUUGCUUAAAAAAAUCUAAAAUAUUGUACGUACAUACAUAAGUUAUUAUAAUCGUUAUUCGCAAAAUAAAUAUUUCUGAAACAAUCAUAUUAUGAGUAUUUUAGUAAAUGUUUUUACUCGGUAAUAAUCAUAAUCAAUAUGAUAUGUAAUUUUGAAAAACCAUUGGGAAGAAAAUAAAUACUACGCCAUACAAUAGU
Messenger RNA from Vanessa atalanta (red admiral), 2589 nucleotides. Its product is annotated as SET domain-containing protein SmydA-8-like. NCBI's taxonomy places the organism in Eukaryota, Metazoa, Arthropoda, Insecta, Lepidoptera, Nymphalidae. Gene Ontology annotation, molecular function: protein binding. The record is from RefSeq and is a predicted model, not a curated record. The transcript is spliced from 3 exons. Bases 178 to 1695 code for a protein of 505 amino acids.